Messenger RNA from Carassius auratus (goldfish), 1280 nucleotides. Its product is annotated as glycogenin-1-like. The transcript has 7 exons. Gene Ontology annotation, molecular function: glycosyltransferase activity. Lineage: Eukaryota; Metazoa; Chordata; Actinopteri; Cypriniformes; Cyprinidae. The coding region runs from base 1 to 969 and encodes 322 amino acids. The record is from RefSeq and is a predicted model, not a curated record.
AUGGCAGCAGAACAGGCAUUUGUCACUCUGACCACAAACGAUAGCUAUGCAAGAGGAGCUAUGGUGCUUGGAAAAUCUCUUAGGAACCACAAGACUUCAAAAAAGCUGGUGGUGCUCAUUGGACCCCAUGUGUCCAAUCAGACAAGGGCAGUUCUUCAUAAGAUCUUCGAUGAAGUCAGGGUAGUGGAUGUGUUGAACAGUGGGGACACAGCAACCUUAACCAUGAUGAAGAGACCUGAUCUGGGUGUCACGUUCACCACCCUGCACUGCUGGACUCUCACACACUAUUCCAAAUCUGUGUUUAUGGAUGCAGACAAGCUGGUGGUAUCAAACAUAGAUGAGCUGUUUGACAGAGAGGAGCUGUCUGCAACUCCAGACCCCGGCUGGCCUGAUUGUUUUAACUCUGGUUUGUUUGUGUUUUGCCCAUCUAACGAAACCUACAGCAAACUUCUGAAGUAUUGCAAAGAGCACGGAAGCUUUGACGGAGGAGACCAAGGAGUUCUGAAUGGCUUCUUCAGCGACUGGACAACAGCCGACAUCAACAAACACCUUCCCUUCAUCUAUAACAUGAGCAGCAUAGCCAUCUACACGUACCUUCCAGCGUUUAAACAAUUUGGUGCAAAUGCAAAGGUUGUGCACUUCCUGGGCGAGAUGAAGCCAUGGAGCUACACGUAUAACCUCACGCAGGGGAGAUUGAGAGGAGACGUGCAGGCCUCGUCUCAGCCCGGCUUCCUGCUGCAGUGGUGGGCUCUGUACAGCGCCGAGGUGCUGCCCGCUCUGAUCCGAGAGUAUGGAGACCAGCGCUUCGACUCCGGCUGUGAGGAGGAAGCUGUGGAGAGCGAGGAGCGUGUUCAGCCGCUCGUGUCCUCAGCGGAGCGCCGGCAUCUCUGGGAACAGGGCCAGAUCGACUACAUGGGAAUAGACUCUUUUGACAACAUUCAGAAAAAGCUUGAUGUUUUCCUGAAAUAGAAAGUCAAAAACACAAAUUUGAGAGGGUAUUACUAUUCAGCUAUGCAAGACUCAUCACACUCUCCAUCUUCCUCAUUCAAACAUUUAUUACUAGUUGCCAGAACUUAACUUUUGAACCUCGUGCAAAAUGUGAAUUCUGAAGGGCAUGGCAACUAAUGGAGUUUGGGGCCAGCUUUCUCUUUCACAUACUCAGUGUCCAUGUUUUAAAGACGCAGUCCAGGCAUUUUUUGGACUUAUACUGACACCUAGUGAUCUGGAUUCAUUAUCAUACAGUAGGAAGAGUUUUCAGUCACCAAUACCAAUGUACAAAC